Lingula anatina is the source of this 2139-nucleotide messenger RNA. RefSeq names its product disintegrin and metalloproteinase domain-containing protein 22. The record is from RefSeq and is a predicted model, not a curated record. Gene Ontology annotation, biological process: proteolysis. Gene Ontology annotation, molecular function: metalloendopeptidase activity. Lineage: Eukaryota; Metazoa; Brachiopoda; Lingulata; Lingulida; Lingulidae.
UUAGGACAACGGUAGAGAUGCCUUUGGGUUGCUGCAGUACUUUUCUAAAUAGAUAGUGUAUCGGUACUCACAAUGCGUCUUGUUGGCUGUUCCUGCCUUCUUGUUGUCGUUUUCGUUGUUCUUGAUAUAGCGUUGGCUACUCAAGGAAAAUAUCAAGGAACGGCCUUUGAUGGUGACGGAAAGGACUCUUUCAAAAGACAAGUGAUUAAAGCAAGUGACCAAGAAAUAUUCAGUCGAAAAAAGAGAAGCGCCGAAGAAAAUCUUAUCGAACUUUUCCUGAUCCUUGAUUAUACAUACUUUACAGAUAUUGCUAAAGGAGACUUGAAAAAUGCCAUACAGUUUGGUCAGGAUCUCUCCACUAAGAUAGACCAGAUUUACCAAUCACUGGGUGUUGGCGUUGCACUUGUUGGACAAGAAGUAUGGUCUGAGGGCGAUGAGAUUGAUGUCGAUACCGAUCCGACUACAUUACUGCAAAACUUUAUCAAUUACAGAAAAGCAAAUUUGACAGGGGGAGUUCGCCAUGAUACCGCUAUGCUUGUCACCGGCAAAGACCUCCACGGGACUCUGACUGGAUAUGCGUCUGUGGGAGGGAUAUGUGAGGGAACGACUGCCGGGGUAAACCAGUACAGAGAAGGGCUGAAUAGAACAGCGUCCAUUGUCGCUCACGAGAUGGGUCACACGCUAGGGUUUGUACACGACCUAAAGAACUGCACGUGUGAAGACGGGAUAGACCGAUGUGUCAUGGCCGCUGAUACCACGUACGGUCCAACUAAAUUCAGCAGUUGCAGCAAGCAGGUUUUUGCAUCACUGAUGGCGGAAGGACGGGGAGAAUGUCUUAAAGAUAAGCCUAGGCUGGUUUAUGAUGGCCCUGUGUGCGGGAAUGGCAUACAUGAGGACGGGGAGUUAUGUGACUGUGGGACGAAAGAGGAAUGUGAAAAUGAUGAAUGCUGUAACUUCGGCUGCACACUCAAGCCAGAGGCAGAAUGUGCCACUGGAGAUUGUUGUCUCAACUGUAAGGUCAGGCAAGCCCAGACGGUGUGCCGCAAAGCACAAAAUGACUGUGAUAUAGAAGAUAGAUGUGACGGCUGUUCUGCCGAGUGUCCAGCAGAUUUGUAUAAACAAGACCUACACACCUGUACAAACACCGACUCGUCCGGCUACUGUUUCCGCGGAAAGUGCCGAUCUAAACUCGAACAGUGUAAAACAAUCUGGGGCCAAGGAGCUCAAAAUUCGGAACAUGAAUGUUAUCAUAUUUUAAACAAGGGUGGAACUGAACUUGGCAAUUGUGGCAGUGAAGGAAAUACUUAUGUCAAGUGUAACACAAGUGACGUCAGCUGUGGUACCCUCCACUGUCAAAAUACAGGACCUAAACCAAGAUUUGGUGUUGUAUCAAAAUCAGCCGACAAAACUGCAGUUGGGUCCAGUUGCAGCUCGGUUACAUUUAAAGUGGAUGCUGGUGUUCGUGAUCCUGGCUUGGUGGACGACGGAUCCCCGUGUAACUUUACAUUGGACAACGGGGUGACCUGGUCUGAUGGGAUAUGCAUUCAACAUAAGUGUGUAUCCUUGAAAAACAUACAGCAACGAACCGGAUGUCCAAAGGCGGAUGGGCAAGAGUGUGGGGGUGUGGGGGUUUGUAACAACUUGGGGGAGUGCAGCUGUGAAGUAGGAUAUAUGGGAGAAAGUUGUACAGAGCAGUGGAAGGACACACCGUGCGGCUCCAGCACAACCACUGCUACAACUACCGCAGGCCAGUUUGGAUACAAUUCUUCCGUGGGUUUGUCGGGCAAGCCUGUGCUGUUUGUCUUAAUUUCUGUUAUUGUAACAUGGGCAUACAAACAGGGCUGAACAUGAGGACAGUUGAAAUAUAACUUCUGUUGUGUCAACAUAUUGACUAUCUGCCUUUUGCACAUAUUAUUUUUAUUUAUUUAUUUAUUUAUUUAUUAUUUAUUUAUUUAUUUAUUUUGCACAGAUGCUUUUUACACAGACGCUUUUUCAAGUCGGGGCAAUUCUGCACUUUGCACUGAUGAUUUUUAUACAUUUCAAGUACAUCUUGCUCAGUGUUUGGAUUCCCGUGGAAAUGGAGCCCUGGGUUGGUUAAGUUUUGGGAAUGUCUGUAGUAACAUAGUACAAAAUAAAAAA